Penicillium chermesinum is the source of this 258-nucleotide messenger RNA. RefSeq lists its product as uncharacterized. The record is from RefSeq and is a predicted model, not a curated record. The coding region runs from base 1 to 258 and encodes 85 amino acids. NCBI's taxonomy places the organism in Eukaryota, Fungi, Ascomycota, Eurotiomycetes, Eurotiales, Aspergillaceae. The transcript has a single exon.
AUGCAUUCCAGCCUGGCUCCAUCCCACCCGCCCACUAAGCCUGCCACCCGCCGCCCGCCAGGAUGUCAGAACCGCUCGGCCCACCUAGCAUAUCGUCGCACCCGGCUCGGAGCCAGCCAGGCGCCGAGAAAUGGCGCAUUAUGGCGAUCUAGCAGUCUCAUCUUGUACCCACCCAAAGCCACUCUGCACCCACUGUACUCGCAGGCUCCGCUAACAGGCGGCUACAAUAGCACAAUGUACUUCAAGAGGGUGUACUAG